UCCCAUGAGCAAGCGACACCGUUCCAGCGACAACUAACAGCAACCUCCCUCAACAGUCGAGAUUUUCUAGAAAUCUUUUCGUCCUCUCACCAAGCCAACAUGUCUUACAACAAACCUGAGAAGGGCGAGUUCGGGGAAGGUCCCAAGAUCCACCGCAUCCGUAUCACCUUGACUUCGUGCAAGGUCCAGGCCCUCGAGAAGGUCACCUCCGAGCUCAUCGAGCGUGCCAAGAGCAAGUCUCUUCGCGUCAAGGGACCCGUCCGUCUCCCUACCAAGGUCCUCAAGAUCACCACCCGCAAGACCCCUUGUGGUGAGGGUUCCAAGACCUGGGACUGCUACGAGAUGAGAAUCCACAAGCGUCUGAUCGACCUUAACGCCCCCACCGAGGUCGUCAAGCAGAUCAUCAUCAACAUCGAGGCCGGUGUUGAGGUUGAGGUCACCAUCGCUGCUUAAGUGCAGAGUGGUACAGAGUGUGGGGUGGUGGACUCGGUUGGGAUCGUUUCGUGUUCGAACUGGGGAAAUGAAGGAUCGGGCUGCAUUUAUGGAGUCGGGUUAUGAAUGAAAACACCAUUCGCCACUCGAUACAGCUUCUCUCUAAUCAAGUGAUAUCUUACCCAUGAGAACUCCAUCAAAUGUUGCUAGGUACUCAAUGGACAUAUCGAGUGGGUAGAUCUUCA
Molecule: messenger RNA, 677 nt
Organism: Tricharina praecox
Lineage: Eukaryota; Fungi; Ascomycota; Pezizomycetes; Pezizales; Pyronemataceae
Product: ribosomal protein S10 domain-containing protein
Exons: 4
Coding region: 100-453 (117 amino acids)
Biological process (GO): translation
Cellular component (GO): cytosolic small ribosomal subunit; ribosome
Molecular function (GO): structural constituent of ribosome; RNA binding
Source: RefSeq, a predicted model, not a curated record